Gopherus flavomarginatus (Mexican gopher tortoise) is the source of this 5273-nucleotide messenger RNA. It is a transcript of the gene POU2F2, whose product is annotated as POU class 2 homeobox 2. Gene Ontology annotation, cellular component: nucleus. Gene Ontology annotation, molecular function: RNA polymerase II cis-regulatory region sequence-specific DNA binding; DNA-binding transcription factor activity, RNA polymerase II-specific. NCBI's taxonomy places the organism in Eukaryota, Metazoa, Chordata, Testudines, Testudinidae. Gene Ontology annotation, biological process: regulation of transcription by RNA polymerase II. The record is from RefSeq and is a predicted model, not a curated record.
GCCAUGGUGAACCCCGCCAGGUGGAUGCCAGAAAUAAGAAUGUCUAAGCCACUGGAGCUGGAGAAGGCACGAGUGGAGCCACAUGGGGAGCACACAGACACUGAACGAAACGGUCCCGACACAAACCACCAGACCCAGCAGAGCAAGCCAGCCCCGUUCUCCCCGGCCCCCACUGGCCCCAGCUCCAAGAUCAAGGCAGAGGACCCCUCGGCCCUGCCUCCAGCUCCAGCACCGGCCCCCCCGGCCCAGCAGCCGCACCUGCCCCAGGCCCAGCUCAUGUUAGCCGGCAGCCAGCUGGCCGGGCUGACGGCCCUGAUGCCCGCCCAGCAGCAGCUCCUCCUGCAGCAGGCGCAGGCACAGCUCCUGGCGGCGGCCGUGCAGCAAUCCAACGCGGCCGCUGCAGCCAACGCCGCCAGCCAGCCGCCGGGGGGCGAGGCGCCCCAGAGCCAGCCGCAAACACCCCAGCUGGCUCUGUCGCAACCCAUCCAGCUCACCGCGCAGGACAUCCAGCAGCUCCUUCAGCUCCAGCAGCUGGUGCUUGUCCCUGGGCACCACCUCCAGCCGCCCGCCCAGUUCCUGCUGCCACAGGCCCAGCAAGGACAGCAAGGGCUGCUCCCGACACCAAAUCUCUUUCAGCUACCUCAGCAAAGCCCGGGGGGGCUCCUGCCAGCCCCCCCCCGCGCCGGGCUGCCUGCACAGCCAGUGACUCGGCCGGGCCUCCCCGAGUCCCACCUUGCGCACCCUCAGCCCCCAAAAUGCCUGGAGCCGCCGGCACACCCCGAGGAGCCCAGCGACCUGGAGGAACUGGAGCAGUUCGCCCGCACCUUCAAACAGCGACGCAUCAAGCUGGGCUUCACACAGGGCGAUGUAGGGCUGGCCAUGGGAAAACUCUAUGGCAACGACUUCAGCCAGACGACCAUCUCCCGCUUCGAGGCCCUUAACCUCAGCUUCAAGAACAUGUGCAAACUCAAGCCGCUGCUGGAGAAGUGGCUGAAUGACGCAGAGACCAUGUCGGUGGACUCGACCCUCCCCAGCCCCAACCAGCUGAGCAGCCCCAGCCUGGGCUUUGACGGGCUGCCAGGCCGGCGCCGCAAGAAACGGACCAGCAUUGAGACCAAUGUGCGCUUCGCCCUGGAGAAGAGCUUUCUUGCGAACCAGAAGCCUACCUCAGAGGAGAUCCUGCUGAUCGCAGAGCAGCUGAACAUGGAGAAGGAGGUGAUACGUGUCUGGUUCUGCAACCGGCGCCAGAAGGAGAAACGCAUCAACCCCUGCAGCAGCACCCCCAUGCUGCCCGCCCAGGGCAAGCCCCCUGGGUACGGCCCGCACAUGGUGACGAGUCCAGGCCCCGGCCCCGGCGUGAGUCUCCCGCUCUCCCAGGCUUCCAGCAGUCUGAGCACAACAGUGACUACCUUAUCCUCAGCAGUUGGCUCCCUGACCCCCAGCCGGACGGGGAUGGGUGGGGGGCCGCCCACCAUCAAUUCCGCCACGCCGCCCCCCCCCAACAGCGCCAACCCCAGCCCCCAGAGCAGCAGCCACUCGGCCAUUGGCCUGUCGGGCCUGAAUCCCAGCACGGGAAGCACAGUGCUAGGGGUGAACGCAGGGUUAAACCCGGCGCUAAUGGCCACCAACCCGCUGGCCACCAUCCAAGCGUUGGCCAGUGGUGGAACCCUGCCCAUUACCAGUCUUGACGCCAGCGGUAACUUGGUCCUGGGCACCACGGCCAGCACCCCGGGGAGCCAGAGCAUUGUCACCUCGCCGCUCUUCCUGAACCACGCGGGGCUGCCCCUGCUGAGCGCCACCCCAGGGGGGGUGGGGCUGGUCUCGGCCGCCGUGGCCGCCUCCCUGUCCAGCAAGUCCCCCAGCCUCACCUCCUCCUCCUCCUCCUCCUCUACCUGCUCCUCUUGCAGCUCCUCCAGCGAGGCGGCCGGGCCGCCCCCGGGCCACACCGGGCCAGCAGCCUCCGAGCCAGACGGCAAGACGGCGUGAGGGGCGGCAGGACGCUGCCCGCCGGUGCCGCGCAAGGAGGGGAGGCAGCAAGAAACGAGUGCAAGCAAAACUGUCAGCAGCAGCCAAAUGAAGAAAUCAACCAAAAAUAACCCAGAGCAGCCGAACCAAGGGACGAGAUGGAGAAACCCAAACCGAAUUCCCCCGGCAUUGGCAAUUCGUGGACGUGCUUGGAAUGUCUUAUUCCCUCCGACACGCCCAAGAAACAGGCCCAGCCGCAGUCUGGCGUGGGAUCUGCUGCUUUCCCCAGAGCCCCAGCUCCUGGGGGCACGACGCUGGAGCAGCACUGGAGCUUUCCUCAAGGAAGCAAGGAGAGGAAAAUUGAAUCUCCAGCUCUGAUGGGCCUGGAGAAAAUCUUGCGGUCGUGCCCCCGAAGGUGCCGAAAGCAGAAGGCAAAGAACCCAGAUUGGAUUGCGGUGUUUAGUUUUGUUUCGUUUCUUUUGAAAUCUCGUGAUUCUCAAUGGCAAUCUUGCCUUUGAUUUACCGUUGGUUGAAAGUGGGGGGCUGGCCAGACGGGCGACUUGAGUCGCUCUUCAGCCAGCGGGUUUGGUUUUUGCAAUUCCUUUUAUUUGAUUUUUCUCGGAGUGUUUCUUGGACAUUUUUUGGAGGGAAACGUAAGAAAAAAUAGGUGGGUUUUUUUGAUUGCACAGAAUGAAGAAAUAGGGGAAAUAAUACGAAAAAAAAAAAUCUCACACCAAAAAACCCCAACCCAUGACCAGUCCUAGCUUCGCCCAAAGGCUUUUUACAAACUUUUCUAACCUCUGUGUCCGGUCGAAUGUCUUUUGAAACCUUUUAUUUAUUAUGAAUUUAUUUUUAUUUGCCAUCUGGGAAGGGGGUAGUGGGAGAUGGGUGGGAGGCUCUUUUCACGUCAGAGUCACGCUCUUAACAAACUCGCUUUUGCUUUCGAUUUGAUAAAUCUCUAUUUUUUCAAUUUGCUUUUAUUUUUGUAAAGAACUAACUGGGCGGGAAGGUGGCUUUUCUGUAGCACUCGGGAAGAUGUUUCCAAAGGGGUUUUCAGAUCUGCCUGCCGCAUUUAUCAGAGCCGGGCCUGCAUGAGGACGCUGUGCUUCAGUUUAACCAAACCACCCCAGCUGCACAGACUUACCGGCAGGGUUCUGCUUUUCCAAAUCAAACAGGGAGCCGCAGGCUGGUGAAAACCCUGGUAGUGAGAGACUUCAGGGGCUUCUCCGAAAGGAGCCAGGCAGGUGACGUGAUCACAGCAUCUACGUACUUUCACGGGGAGAAAACCUUUAAUCUGGCAGAGAAAGGCAGAGCAAGAACCAAAUUAACGCUGGAGAAAUUCCAGGAAGGCGCAGUGAUUAGCAGUGCGAGGUAUUAACCAUUGGGGUGCGCACCCCUGGGCGGUGGGGGCUGCGCCAUGGUGGAUCCAGCCUGGGUGCCUUUCUGAGAGAUCUGUAACAAGCCUCCAGCUGGGCAGCUCUCGGAGCCGAGGGAAUCCACGACCCAGGGUAGCUUAGCGGGAGUCCUAGCGUGACCCUGCCAUGUGUCUGCAGUGCAGCUUCAAGCUGCUCUGAAUCUAGCGAAACCCAAAUAAGCCUGAUUUAGCCUGGAAUCAGCUCAUCCGACAGGGCUUUGCAGCCAUCUGGCUACAUCGCUUUAAAGUCACCCCUCUGCUUAAACCGCUGCACAGUCUUCAUGCAACCCCCUCCGGCUCCCGACUUCGCAAAGACUCUGGCGGGUGGGGACACUUCCACGCUUUGUGUAGGUCCGGUGCUGUCAACGGGGCUACUCAAAGUGCUGCAGGCAACUCCCGUGCUCAGCACUUUGCAGGAUUGGGACCUGAGCCUUUAACCCUCCCAGGGCAGGCAGCACUGGAGCAGAGAGGUUUGCUAAUUUAAUUUUUUCUACCAGUCGUUUUCCAUUCCGUUUGUUCGGUUUUCCGUUCAGCGUGGGUAUCUCUGGGGUUAUUUUUCUGAAGCAGGGGAAGGACAUAUAAUGGUUUAUUCUUAUUUUUAUAUCUAUGUUCUGAAAAAAAAAAUCAGAUUCCAGUGCCUGACAAAAAAAAAAGACAAACCCAGAAAACCGGGAAUUUCAGCUUUCUUUACAUUUUCCAAAAGAAACCAAAAAAAUCGCUGGAUCUAUAUACAGAAGAACAGCGGCAUGAAGACGUUUGCUCUCACCGCAGCAACUCGGGAUGCGAGAAAAAACCUUGAACCAAAAAAAUUCAUAACGAAGUGACCCAAGAAAACUCAAAUAAAACCCUUGAAUUGAAGAAGAAACGAUUUUAAACAAUGGACCUAAAGGGGCAUGUUGACUUUUUCUGACUAGACUGAUGGCCUAACGCUCUUUCUCUGUCUUAAAAAAAAUACCUCAUGGACAUUGCGUUGAGAAGCCCUGGUUUAUGUGACAAAAAACCAGUUCCAAAUAAACCAAAUCGCCAGAAUGGGAUUGGGCUCCGGAGAGUUCUGAGCGCCCCUCCCCACGGUCGGAAAAGCUUUAAAAAACGGCUUCUCGAAACGCUGAGAUAUUGUUUGAUUUUUUUAAAACACAAAGACAACUUUUUCUUUGGGUUGUUCCUUUUUUAGUUGGAUUAAUUUUCGUGUGUGAUUGUUUUGUUUUGUUUUUUCAACGCCUGCGAACCAAAGUCUUGCUCCUUUCAGAGAAGGAAGUUAGCCAUGAGAAAAUGCCAUCUGGCAACUAAAGAACAGAAUGGAAAAGUUUUAAAAAAAACAUUGAAAACAAACAAACCUUUCUUUAAAGGAAAAAAAAGAAUCUUGACCUCAUUUUAGCUCCUGCUUUUAGCUUUGGUCAUAGAGUUCAGGUGGGUUUGAGACAACACAAAAUGAACAUACUGUGAAACUUUGCUUUACAAAGAAACGGACCGAAACACCUGGGUUUAAACACAGAAAAUACCAAAAAAACCCCAACAAGAAUGAACCAAAAACCCAGACUUGAAACUGCUGUUUUUCACCCUGUAAGGUGCGUGAGGGAAGGGAGCCAGCCCCCAGAGUUGCAGUUCUCAUCUCAAUGGGAGAGGAACAGCGUUUGGGGUGGCUGGUCUCUCCCGGACGUGCUGCCUGAACGAGUUUUCUAGGUGGAAUGUAACUGUUUUAGUGAACUCUCUUCUUUCUUUCUUUUGGGACUAUUUUUGGUUUGGGGUGGGGGGGAGAGGGAGAGGGAACUCUGCCCUUUUUUUAUAGAGAGAAAUUCUAUGUUCUGCUUUAUUGCUUCUUACUGUAUAUAGAAAAAACGACAAAAAUGAAAAAAAAACAAAAACAAAAACAAACAAAAAAACCCAAACGCAAAAA